AGUAGAAGAAGAAGAAGAAAACCUGUCUUUUUAUUAUUAUGUUAAACAAAAUAUGAUGUUGCAAUUGAGAUAACUGUUGAGAAGACGGUGGAAAUUAAAUGAGCUAUGCAAAGUGUGAAUAAUUAACAUCCGUGCUAUGUCAGUUUGGAGACUUUCUUCAUCGGUUCACCAUGGACCGAGAGUUGUAUCCCUUUGCUGAGGACAGUUUUAGCCGCUUCCCAUCGCAAAGCAAUAUUUACGGACUUUGUCAAGCAGGAGAGCAUGAGCUGCUAGCGGCUACACUUAAAGGGAAGGUGGUCAGCUUCACAUACCAGGAACUACAGCAGAAAAUAAGACCAGUAGCAAAAGAAGUUCAGUUCACCUACAUACCAGUUGAUGCAGAGAUUGUCUCAAUUGAUGCAUUCAAUAAGUCUUCACCCAAAAGUGGCCUUGUUGUCGGCAUCACAUUUAUCAAGGACUCAGGUGACAAAGCCACCCCUUUCCUGAACAUCUACUGUGACUAUGAGCCUGGCUCAGAGUUCAACCUAGAAUCUAUUGCGCAAAGUUGUCUCAAUCUGGAAUUGCAGUUCACACCCUUCCAGCUAUACCACACGGAAGUGCAAAGGGAUGACAGCGUCAGAGAAACUGUGUUUCUUCUCAGUGGUCACGACCAGAGAGUCCACCUGUACAAGGAGAAUGCAUCACUGCACCAGUUUGAAGAGCAGCCGGUGGAGAGACUCUUUCCAGAGCUACAGCAAUUGCCCAGCAAUGUGUUAUGGAUGGACAUGUUGUGCAUACCUGGAGGCCAACGACUGUCGGCAUUUGGCUGUCAAAAUGGCUGUGUUGGACUAGCUGUGGUCAAACAGUAUCCACCAGAAGUUUUGCAGAGCUGGCGUGUUCAGUUCGACAGUCCCAUCUCCAUUGUGCUGCUAUUUCCUCUCAUCGGCCAAACAGAGCUGCCGAGUGGAGAAAAAGGUUUUGGUAAUGAAGGCUACAAUCUACUGGUGACCAGUACAAUAGAAAUGGCAGUUGUCUACAGAAAUGUCCAGGAGAAAGGCCUGUCCCAAUCGCUAUUCCUCGCUGAGAGUGACCAGUGGGAUGCAGUGCUUUGUGCUUUGGUUAUUGAUCUGGAUUUUGAUGGGCAGAAAGAGGUGCUGCUAGGAACAUAUGGGCAGGAGCUUCUCUGUUACAAAUUCCAACACGCAGCAGCAGGAGAGGAGGGACAUUUUCAGUUGUUGUGGCGACGGAGUUUCAAGAGUCCUUUGCUGUCAAUCAUCUACUUAGACCUGACAGGGGAUGGUUUGAGAGAGCUGGCUAUCCUCACGCUGAAGGGACUGCAUAUCUUACAGCAUAGUCUUACCAGCACUGCUGAUCUGGUGCUGAAACGUCUUGCCAGGAGGGUGGAAGCUCUGACCGUUAACUCCAAGCCUGAGCCGACUGAAGAUCGACAAACGCCAGGGAUAAUCUAAAAGACGUAAUUGUGGCAGGAUCAAGGAAGAUGAAAGAAACAACUGUUGGGGCAAAAAUGAAGACCAACACUGCAUUGAAAGAUGUAGAGUUCAGAAAAUGUUUGUUCUUUUUAGGAGAAUGAGUCAUAUUUGUGGAGAAGAGACAGUAACAUGGGCUAUACAGUAUCUACAAAUGAGACUACAAGCUAAUUUCACCAUAAAAAGGAGAUGGACCAAAAAUGAAAAAAAUCUGCCUAAUGAAGUAUAUCGGUUCUUUUUCUGUUGUAUUGUUGAACGGAAUGGAACUGGUUAAGUUAUAAUUAAAAACUUUAUAUCAGGUCACUACCUGUUAAUUUUUGAGCUAUCCUGGGUCACUUCUUUUUUAUUUUGAAAGAAUUUCUGUAAAUUUCAGUUGGCUAGUCGAUUUUAAGUCACUUCCUGUUGGUUUUGGGGGCAUUCUGUGUCACAUACUCUUAAUUUCGGAUCACUUUGAUUUUUGGGGCAAAUUUGGGUCAGUUCCUGUUGAUCACAGCAUUUACAGGCAUGUGAAAAAAUUAGGACACCCUAUGGAAGCUUGUGUGCUUUCUUACAUAUUUGGUCAUAUGGAUAUUUAAUAUCAAUUUUAACAAUCUUGAGAGAUUCAAGUCAUAGAACUAAACAAAACUGAAAACAAGAUUUUUUCCAACUUUAUGUAAAAUGUAAUUUUAAAUAAAUGCAAUUUCUGUUGAGGAAUAAAUUAGGACACCCCACAUUCAAUCCUGCUUAAAAUGGCUAAAAUUACACACAGGCACAUCACAUCAGGAGCACAUGAUUAGAACAUCAUUACCCAGUGUUUUGAGGGAGGUGUGCCUUUAAACCAUAUUUAGUUUGAUGUGCCCCUGACUGUUGAAGUAAGUGAAAACACCAUGGUGAGAUCAAAGGAGCUGUCUGAGGCCUUCAGAAAGAAGAUUGUAGACACUUGUUAUGAGUCUGGUAAGGGAUUUAAAAAGAAUAUAAAAUCACCUUUUCCACUGUCUGGAAAAUAGUCUACAAGUGGAGGACAUUCAAAAUAACUGCCAACAUGCCCACGUCUGGCUGUCCAAGCAAGUUCACCCCGAAAGCAGACAGCGAGACGUUUAAAGAAGUCUCCAAAAACCUUAAAAUGUCUUGCUACUGUUGAUGUGAAAGUGCAUGCCUCUACAAUCAGAAAAAGACCUCACAAGUUUAACCUUAAUGGGAGGUGUGCAAGGAAGAAAGUUUGCCAGAGUGAAUGUAGACAAAGACCAAUGACUUUUGGAAUAAUCUUCUCUGGACAGAUGAAUCUAAAAUUGAAUUAUUUGGACACCAAAACAGAGGACAUUUUUGGCAUAAACCCAAUACAGCAAUCCAGGAAAGAACCUCAUACCAACUGUGAAGCAUGGAGGUGGAAGUGUCAUGGUCUGGGGAUGCUUUGCUAAAGAAGGACCUGGCCAGCUCAACAUCAUAGAUUCCACCAUGAAUUCUAUCGUGUAUCAGAGGAUGCUUGAGGAACAUGUGAGAUCGUCUGUGAAAUUUUUUUAAACUGAAGCAAAACUGGACCCUGCAACAUGACAAUGACCCAAAACAUACCAAUAAAUCCACCAAAGACUGGCUGAAGAGGAAGAAAGGAAGAAAUUGGGAGUCCUGGAAUGGCAAAACCCAGAUCUUAAUCCAAUUGAGAUGCUGUGGGGUGACUUGAAACGGGCUUUACAUGCAAGAAAUCCCUCAGAAAUCUCACAGCUGAAAGUAUUCUGCAUUGAGGAGUGGUAAAAACGUUCAUUAGACUGAUGUCAAAGAUGGCUGCAAAAAGCAUCUCGUUAUUUCAGCCAAAGGGGGAUAACACUAGCUAUUAGGUGGUAGGGUGUCCUAACUUUUUCCUCAGAAUAUGUAUUUUUGUAGAUAUAUUUUGUUUAAUGAGUAAAACAAUGUUAAUUUUUGUUGUUUACCUGCCAUUAAAUCACUUUCUUUUCAGAUUAAUGAAAACAAGAUCAGAUAUUUUUUUCCACAUGACUGUAGAUGAGAACAUAUGUGUGCGAGUAUGGCGGAAAACACAGACAAGACUGAAAAAACAGUUUCUGCUCUUGCACCCCUCAUUAAAAUAAACUGCUGUAUU
Messenger RNA from Corythoichthys intestinalis (scribbled pipefish), 3537 nucleotides. RefSeq names its product kaptin (actin binding protein) (gene kptn). The record is from RefSeq and is a predicted model, not a curated record. Gene Ontology annotation, biological process: cellular response to amino acid starvation; actin filament organization; negative regulation of TORC1 signaling. NCBI's taxonomy places the organism in Eukaryota, Metazoa, Chordata, Actinopteri, Syngnathiformes, Syngnathidae. Gene Ontology annotation, molecular function: actin filament binding. The coding region runs from base 171 to 1448 and encodes 425 amino acids. The transcript has 12 exons. Gene Ontology annotation, cellular component: KICSTOR complex; lamellipodium; actin cytoskeleton.